ACACAUGGUAGUUAUACUGCAUCAGCAAGGUCUUUUCAAGGCAGACAGGGGUUUCCAGAUGUGCUAUUCAAGCUCUUUUGUUGAAGCACAAAGAAACCGACAACGUUGGGGACCACAGACACCAUGGUCAGCCAAAGAAACUUUCUGCAGAAUGUGAAAGACACGUCAUGCUUACUUCACUCCUCAAUCAGAAGAUGCCCAGCGGUGCCAUCAGCUCAGAUCGAGCCGAAAACAGUGGAACCCUGGUACACCCAUCUGCUGUCCGAAAGAGGUCUGGUGUCAGAAGUGGCCUUCAUGGAAGACUUGGGCCAAAAAGCCAUACCGCCGACAUGGAGACAAGACCAAGCAACUAAACUAAGCACAAAAACACGGGAACUGGGGUGCAGAAAAGUGUCAGCAGGCUGCAGCGCCCUUUGGUGCUUCCCCUGCAUGCAGUGUCAGACAGCCUCUAAACACGGCUGGUGCUGUUUCUGCAUUCCACCCAUGGACGUCUGUUGUGUGGUGUCCUGCAUCCUCCGCUCUGAGAUUAGACAGCGCCACGGGAUCCCAGGCUCGUGCUGUGAUGACUGCUGCAAAUUAUUGUGGUGUUACGUGUGUGUUUGGUGCCAGAUGAAUCGUGAGGUAAAGAUCAGAGGCCGCCGUCCGGUCAGCACCUCAGUGGUCACCACACAGGUCAUGACUCGAUAGGACGCAACCGUUUUGGUUGAGCGCAUAUGACAUGUUAUUAUUGCCAACAUUUUUCUUAUGCUCUUAUGUUAAAAUCAUAAAAGGAAAAAAAGAUUUUGACUAAACAUACCUACAACAGCCUACAACUCAAAAUGCAUAGUUUUGCAUCACAUCAUGUACACCAACAUACAUUUAUAAUAGUGAUCUGCUGUUUGUAGUGGCUGGAUUUUGCUUUUUUCUUUAGAAUUAAUGUUGCUGAUCAAAGACUGUUAAAGCCAGAUGUUUUGAGAUAAAUGUUAGCAUGUUGCAUGUUAAUACUGCAUGAUGUCAGGUUCAUGUCCGACCUUUGAUUCACUCAGGCCAAUAAAACAUUGCUAUUUCAGUUAAA
Molecule: messenger RNA, 1054 nt
Organism: Micropterus salmoides (largemouth bass)
Lineage: Eukaryota; Metazoa; Chordata; Actinopteri; Centrarchiformes; Centrarchidae
Product: cell number regulator 13-like
Exons: 3
Coding region: 124-687 (187 amino acids)
Source: RefSeq, a predicted model, not a curated record